Molecule: messenger RNA, 3323 nt
Organism: Scomber japonicus (chub mackerel)
Lineage: Eukaryota; Metazoa; Chordata; Actinopteri; Scombriformes; Scombridae
Product: histone acetyltransferase KAT7-like
Exons: 15
Coding region: 146-2059 (637 amino acids)
Biological process (GO): regulation of DNA-templated transcription
Cellular component (GO): nucleus
Molecular function (GO): zinc ion binding; histone acetyltransferase activity
Source: RefSeq, a predicted model, not a curated record
UUGAUGCGCCUUUUUUUAGCUGAGUUGGCUCAUGCCAAAAUACUGGCGAUUUGUUGCUCAUAAUAUUCAUAUAUAACUUUGGAAAAAAUUGCACCCAAAGUCCGGAUAAAUAACCGGAGAGAAGCGCACCGUCACAUCUCUUAACAUGCCCCGGAGAAAGAGGACUGCAGGUAGCAGCUCGGACGGGACGGAGGACUCGGAUUUCUCCGCCGACCUCGAGCCCACCGAAACCUCCGAGAGCGCGCACAGGCGCAGCAGCACGCGCCUGACUCGCGCGUCACUGCGCCUCAGCCAGAGCUCACAAGAUCACUGCAGCUCAGCACGGAGCAGUUCCCCUCCAGCUGCGGGUCCUGACGAAGGCCUGGAUUCAGCAGCAGAGUCGGCGGCGGCGACAGCAGCAGUGGCAGCAUCCGUCUUCUCCUCCGGGCGCAGGGUGACACGCAGCCAGCAGGGGGCGACAAACGCUGCGGCAAAAAAAUACCCACUGCGCCAGAGCAGGUCGUCGGGCUCAGACACCGAAGCUAAUGACGUGAAGCAGGCGGCGGACCGGGACGAGACCCCCCCUCGCACUCCGACUGGCAACGCCCCCUCCUCGGAGUCAGACAUCGAGGUUUCCAGCCCCAGCAAUGACCUCGUGUCGUCGAGCAACGAUAUCGUAGUUUCCCAAGAGGAGGACGAGAGAUUGGCCAAGGAGCUGUCACUCAAAGAAGCCGCCGCCCACGACCUCUCCCACCGACCCAAACGACGACGCUUCCACGAGAGCUACAACUUCAACAUGAAGUGUCCCACCCCAGGGUGCAACUCACUGGGUCAUCUAACAGGAAGGCAUGAGAGACAUUUCUCCAUAUCAGGAUGUCCUCUCUACCACAAUCUCUCUGCAGAUGAAUGCAAGGGCAAGGCAACGACGCGCGAAAAACAGACCGAGGAAAGGACGCUGUCACACCGCCAGGACGAGAACAGACACUCCACCAGAAACCAGGCUCCGUCGGACCGCCAGCUGCGCUACAAGGAGAAGGUGACGGAGCUGAGGAGGAAGAGGAACUCUGGUCUAAAUAAAGACCAGAAGGAAAAGUACAUGGAGCACCGUCAGAGCCAUGGGGCGAGCAGGGAGCCGCUGCUGGAGAACAUCACCAGCGACUACGACCUCGAGCUGUUCAGGAAAGCGCAGGCACGUGCUUCGGAUGACCUUGAGAAGCUUCGUCUGUCCGGUCAGGUGUCGGAGGGCAGCAACAUGAUAAAGACCAUCGUGUUUGGUCGCUACGAGCUGGACACAUGGUACCACUCUCCGUACCCGGAGGAAUACGCCCGCCUGGGGAGGCUGUACAUGUGCGAGUUUUGCCUUAAAUAUAUGAAGAGCCAGACUAUUCUGCGCAGGCACAUGGCCAAGUGUGUGUGGAAGCAUCCUCCAGGUGACGAGAUCUACAGGAAGGGGAACAUCUCUGUGUUUGAGGUGGACGGGAAAAAGAACAAGAUUUACUGUCAGAACUUGUGUCUGCUGGCGAAACUCUUCCUGGACCACAAGACUUUGUAUUACGACGUGGAACCUUUCCUCUUCUACGUCAUGACCGAAGCAGACAACACGGGCUGCCAUCUGGUCGGAUACUUCUCCAAGGAGAAGAACUCUUUCCUGAACUACAACGUGUCCUGCAUCCUCACCAUGCCGCAGUACAUGAGACAGGGCUACGGCAAGAUGCUUAUAGACUUCAGUUACCUUUUGUCGAAGGUGGAGGAGAAGGUGGGCUCACCUGAGCGGCCCCUGUCUGACCUGGGCCUUAUCAGCUACCGUAGUUACUGGAAGGAGGUGCUGCUGCGCUACCUGAACAACUUUCAGGGGAAGGAGAUCUCCAUAAAAGAGAUCAGUCAGGAGACAGCGGUGAACCCGGUGGAUAUUGUCAGCACACUGCAGUCCCUCCAGAUGCUCAAAUACUGGAAGGGAAAGCACCUGGUUUUAAAGAGACAGGACCUUAUCGACGACUGGAAAGCCAAGGAGACCAAGCGUGGCAACAGCAAGACCAUCGACCCCACAGCCUUAAAAUGGACACCGCCUAAAGGGACGUAGAGGAGCUUCCGUUCACACUCCAAACACACAAAACACACACAGACACACACAGACAGAUCCUCCUCUGCACACUGGCAUGUUCACAGUUCCUGAGCUUAAACCCUCUCUCUCUCACACACACAAACACACUGUCAUAUGAAACGCUUUCAACAGCUACUGCACAUCCAGCCACUCACAGAGUCAGGUGAUACUCCGGGUUCAGCAGUCACUGUCUGAGAAAAUCUACGUGAAUCUAGACCUACGUUUUGUGGGAAAUUUGAGCAAGCUGCAGUCUGAGUUGCCAUCGAGGGAUUAGGAAGGCUUCAUACUGAAAUGAAUACUUGAAAUGAUAACAUAUAUAAGACCAGGACCUAUGAAAAGUAGCUAUGAAUCCAAGAAAAUGCUCAGAAACAUGUGGAAAAAGCUUUAUUGUGGCUACAGAUAUCUUAAAGUUAACGGUAAGAAGGGUUAUUUAGAUAUAGUUGAGACAAUAAGCAAUCUUUUUAAAGACAUAUUUCAUAUUUAUCUUUUUACAACACUGGCUAUAACUCUUUUAAAUUACAGUCAUAUAUUGCAUGGACUUUUCAGAUUAUUCUCCUUUUUCCAUGUUGUGUUUCUCUGCUGUUUUCCUUUCACUGAGAACAGAGAGAGAGAAAAAAGAAUGAGUAGAAUACUAGAUUUCCUUUUGUCUCAGCGCUACUGUCCUUUAACAUCUGUUUAAACAUCAGCUCAGAUGACGGGUGCACAUGACAACACAUGCACUACUGCCCUGGAAUAACGAGGUUUACAAUUCAGACAAGCCGAUUAUCAUCAGUCACGUUGAGAUUUUACAUUUUCAUUUUCAGGCUCAUGUUCUUUCAUGAAGUCCAACGAAGAUGAAAUGAUACUCACAGCAGCCAGUGAUGUCAAACUACGUAGGAUCACAGACAAUAUCUCUUCGACCUGAAACCAGUUGUGCAUUGUUAGCGCACUUCAUUAGUACAGAGCACCAGACGCGCUCGCUAAUCCAAUCUGCGACAGCCGGUAUUGAACCUGCGCUGCCUUUUCAUUCACUUCUCCGGACAGUCAACACAAUGCAGGUUGGCAUCACGUUGACUCUCAAAACGCAUUUUGGCAGACACUGACCAGCUGGCUGUAAUUAAACAGGACGUGGCUCGGGCUCCAAAACGCAUAAACAUUCUAAGAAUAGGACCUCUGACCUCGAUUAAGCUCCCUGGUCACAUGAUAAAAGUCAGAGUUCCUACACAGACUGAGAAAAAAGCUGAAAAUGAAUUUGAGAGUUGAA